This is a messenger RNA of Cantharellus anzutake, 1882 nucleotides long. RefSeq names its product putative methionyl-tRNA synthetase. NCBI's taxonomy places the organism in Eukaryota, Fungi, Basidiomycota, Agaricomycetes, Cantharellales, Hydnaceae. The record is from RefSeq and is a predicted model, not a curated record. Bases 1 to 1596 code for a protein of 531 amino acids. Gene Ontology annotation, molecular function: methionine-tRNA ligase activity; ATP binding. The transcript has 9 exons. Gene Ontology annotation, biological process: methionyl-tRNA aminoacylation.
AUGAAACCGUAUUAUGUUAGCACGCCCAUUUUUUACGUAAAUGCUGCCCCUCACAUUGGCCAUCUUUACACGAGUGUAAUCGCGGAUGUUCUGGUGCGCUAUUCCCGUCUCAGGCAUCCUGACAGGCCGGUCUUUCUCAACACGGGUACGGAUGAACAUGGCUUGAAAAUACAACAAGCGGCGGAAGCGGCUGGAGAGAACCCGAUGCAGUUUUGUGACAGAAUUAGCGAGCGCUUCAAAGAACUUGGAAGAGCCGCCAGUAUCGGCUCUUCCCGUUUUACACGCACCACUAACAUUGAUCACAAGAUGUCGGCACAAUACUUUUGGGACCUGUUAGAGAGAAGCGGUGCUGUAUACAAGGGACAACAUAGCGGGUGGUACUCGAUCUCAGACGAGUGCUUCUAUACCGAUGCGCAAGUCGAAACCAUCACUGGUCAAACAAAUGUCAAGGUUGCCACUGAAACGGGCUCCAUCGUAGAGUGGACAACAGAAGAAAACUACAAGUUCCGUUUAAGUUUAUAUCGUGAGCCGCUGUUGGAAUGGCUGAAUGGAAACAAACUGUCCGUUUAUCCCCCGACACGUCGGGAUGAGCUGAUUCUCCAAUUAUCAAAUCCUGAAAAUUUCAAGGAUAUUUCCAUAUCGCGCCCCAGGAGCCGGCUCCAAUGGGGAAUACCAGUUCCAAGAGAUAAACAACAAGUCAUUUAUGUAUGGCUAGAAGCGCUAGUCAAUUACCUGACUGCUGUCGGCCAUCCAUGGACUGAUGGUAGAAACGACGGGAAGGGAUGGCCGACGGACGUCCAUGUCAUUGGAAAGGAUAUCCUCAGAUUCCAUGCAGUCCUCUUGCCUGCUUUCUUGCUGGCUAUUGGAUACGAGCUGCCUUCCACAAUCCUCGCGCAUGCACACUGGACUGUGAACCGUCAAAAAAUGUCUAAGAGCCGUGGGAAUGUCACUAACCCUUUCAGCGUCCUCCAACUAUAUGGGGUGGAUCCAAUUCGGUAUUACAUGAUGAGCGUCGCUGGCAAUUUUCAUGAUGACUCCAAUUGGUCUGAGGAACAAAUCGUAAAUCACUACAAUCGCGAUCUCCGUGGCGUUCUGGGGAAUCUGGUUUCACGGAUUACUUCUCCUGGAUUGACCUCACUUUUAAAUUCACUUGCAAGCGAAGAGGGACACUCGGUCACAUCGUACGCUCUCCUUGAUAAGAAUCUUCCUGAGGAUGCAAUCAUCAAACGCAUGUUGGAAGAAGCACCUUCAAAGUUCGAGCAACAUUUCAGUCAGUUUGAGAUUGGGAAAGCCCUCGAAAUCCCGAUGGGUUUAGUCAAUGAAGCAAACCGACACUUCAUUCACCUGAGGUGGUGGGAACAUAAGGACUCACCGGAUAUCAUUCGAAGGUCUCAUUUCUACACUCACGAAGCCCUCCGUAUCGCCUCGAUACUCCUUCAGCCAUUCAUGCCCACCAAAUCACAGGAAGUUCUUGCCGCUCUGUGCGCUGGAUGUAAUCAGUGGCGGAGUACUGUUCUUGGAGCCUCGGGCGUUCCAGCGAAGUCAAAGCAUACGGCGCCAUACAGCACAUUGUUUCCACCCAUAAAACUCAACUGAGCGGUGCGAUGUUUUCUCUAGCGAAGGUUUUGCAGGGCGAACAGGAUCAGGAGGGGGGGCACUCCCAUCGAACUGUGCUGUAUUUAUGAUUCCCCUACAAAUAUGUCCUAUUGCCUUACGGCAUUGGGUCGCCGGAUUAGAAGCUUGAUACAUAUGCUCCCUUCAGUUCGACGCUUGAGGUAGUUGCAUGUUGAAGGAACAACGAGAAGAUCCCUGGACAAAUUGUUAAAUUGGGUGUUUGCGUAUUAAACCCCUUCCAAUGCACGUAGAGCUCCAAUCGAACCGC